UAUUUAAUUCCUUACAAAUUCCAGUUGAGUCGUUAUUGUUUUAGCGGUAGCUGUUUAUUUCAAAGCUCCGUACAAAUCGCUUAAAAAUGCAAACACAGAAAACAGUGAGCGUCGCAGAAAAAUUCUCAGCUCAAAUUUGUUACAUUUUCUCCACCAUAAAUCUCAAAUUCCGAGUUUUUAGCGUGUUUUCAGCUCACCCCAUUAUCUUUACAACAGCAAAUAUCAUCAUCUUCACCUCUCCUCCCAAAAAAAAAGAAAAAAAAUCAUCACAGUUUCUUCUUUUUCUUGCAUAAACCACAAAAUUUUAAUUGCUGUACUUUGGUUUGCCAAAGAUAAUUUUCAAAUACCACUACCAGCACAAAAGAUAAGAAGAUUAUAUACGAGGUUUCGAUCAAAUUAGGCAUAUACAGAGAGUAGGGAGGUGGUUAUAAGGCAGUUCCUCUCUUUUAAUACAAAGAGAGGGACCAUAUGAAGAUUUGUGAUUCAUUGAUAUAAUCUAUUUGCUGGUCCUCUUCAAGUGCAUUGAUUCUGGGGAAAGAAGAGGGUGCUAAAAAUGAGCUCAGUGUAUGGGGAGGAGGCAUCUCAAUAUGGUGAUGAUCACGGAUCAGUUGCACAUGAAGAGAAAGAGAAGAUUUUUGUUGCAGUUAGAUUGAGACCUUUGAAUGAGAGGGAGAUUACAUGUAACGAUGUCUCGGAUUGGGAAUGCAUCAAUAACACCACAAUUUUGUAUAAAAAUUCUAUGUCAGAGCGUUCAUUGUUUCCAACUGCUUGUGCAUAUGACCGAGUAUUUGGGUAUGAUUGCUCCACAAGGCAGGUGUAUGAGGAAGCCGCCAAAGGAGUUGCUCUUUCAGUUCUUAGUGGUAUUAAUUCAAGUAUCUUCGCAUAUGGACAGACAAGUAGUGGGAAAACGUAUACUAUGUCUGGAAUCACCGAAUACACAUUAGCAGAUAUAUAUGAUCAUAUAUGCAGGACCGUAGACCGAGAAUUUACACUAAAAUUCUCUGCCAUGGAGAUAUACAAUGAAGUUGUUAGAGACCUUCUAACCCCAGAGGACACUCCACUUAGACUCCUCGAUGAUCCAGAGAGAGGGACUGUAGUUGAAAAACUUACAGAGGUAACACUGAAGGACUGGAACCAUCUAAAAGAACUGUUGUCAGUAUGUGAAGCUCAAAGGAAAAUAGGAGAAACUGCUCUCAACGAAGUGAGCUCAAGAUCUCACCAGAUUCUGCGUUUGACAGUUGAAAGUACCGCUAAGAAAUUUGUUGGCUUAAACUCAAGCACUCUGACAGCUGCAGUGAAUUUUGUUGAUCUUGCUGGAAGUGAGCGUGCUUCUCAAACCAUGUCAGCAAAUGUAAGAUUGAAAGAAGGCAGCCACAUCAAUCGCAGUUUGCUGACUCUUGGAACUGUCAUUCGCAAAUUAAGCAAAAAAGGAAAUGGACAUAUUCCUUUCAGAGACUCGAAGCUGACACGCAUACUACAGAAUUCAUUGGGAGGCAAUGCCAGAACUGCCAUCAUUUGCACCAUGAGUCCUGCACAUAGCCAUGUUGAGCAAUCCAGGAACACUUUGUUGUUUGCAACUUGUGCCAAGAAUGUCAUUACUAACGCAAAAGUUAACGUGGUAAUGUCAGAGAAGGCACUGGUGAAACAAUUACGAAAAGAACUAGCUAGAUUGGAAGCUGAGCUAAGGAGUUUAUCGGCACUUGCUGCCUCAGGUGGAUCUGCAGAGGCUCUGAAAGAAAAGGAGGAUCUGAUAGAAAAGAUGAGCAGAGAAAUAAGGGAGUUAACCCAGCAGCGUGAUCUUGCUCAAUCUCGUUUUCACAAUUUUCCAAGUUCAGGGUCAUGGACUGAACUGAGUAGUGUGUCAUCUCCUGAUAAGGCCCAAUGGCUGGAUGACUGUGCAGCAUCAGAAGUAUCAGAAUGUGUAUAUCCUUUUCGUCCUGAUGGCGCUGUAUAUCAAUAUGGCAGAUACGAAGGCCUUAAUUCUAACAAGCUAGGGGAACAGAUUCCUGAACCUCCAGAAGAUCAGUAUCUCUGUGAUGACACCUCCCCAAGGCUGUUUAUUGAGAAAUAUUUUGGACCUGAUCCAUGCAAGGGAUGGGAAAACAGUGCUCAAAGAACUGUUCAAAAUUUGGAAGAUAACUGCAAGGAAGUUCAAUGUGUUGAAGUGGAUUCAAACACGAAGAGUAUAAGCUCGGAUAAACAUUCAUCACCUCGAAAGGGAGAUCAGGAGUCGAGUUUCAUUGACAAAGAUCAUAACGAUAAAGAACCAAAGCAAACUAGCAAUCUGGUCGUGGAACACUCUUCUUCUUCUUCUUCCGACACAGAUUCUGACUCAAAUAACUUACCAAGGAGCAGAAGCAGUGAAGCAAUAAUGAUUAACGUGCCAGUAUCAGAAGGAUCUGAAGUAAUUAAGGAAAAUGGGGACAUAUCAAGUGAAUCUGAGGAAGAGUCAUCUAUUAAAAAGAUUGAUAUUGAGGAGAAAACUUCUCAACCGGAGCUUUCUGCUGAUAAUGUUAAGGUGUUAUCAAAAGAACACAACCACAGUUUCACGAUUGAAGUAAAGCUCAAAAUGUCAGGUGAAGACAGUGAGAAGAUUUGUGUUGAGGAACCCAAAAUGUUAGGUGAAGAUAGCACAAAAAUUUGUGCAGAGGGUGAGGUUGCCAAAUCUGUGCCUGAGAAGCAAUCAGGGGAUAAUUUGGUCCAGGAUAAUGAGCCAACCUCCAAGGACUUGGGAAACUUUGCCGGUGAUUCCUUGAAUUCAGAGAAUGAAUCAGAAUUAUCUCCUUCUAGACAGUGGAUGGAAUUUGAGAAACAAAGGCAAGAGAUAAUAGAACUAUGGAAUGCAUGCAAUGUGCCCCUUGUUCACAGAACAUACUUUUUCCUACUCUUCAAAGGGGAUCCAACUGACUCAGUUUACAUGGAAGUGGAGCUUAGAAGACUGUCCUAUCUUAAGAACGCAUUCUCUUUAGGAGCUAAAGUUGUGAAAGACGGUCAAAUUUUCUCACAGGCAGCAAGUUUAAAUGCUCUGAAUCGCGAGAGGGAAAUGCUGAGCAAGCUGCUUCUUAAGAAGCUUUCUUCAAAGGAGAGAGACAACCUAUACGAGAAAAGGGGCAUUGGUCUAAAAACUAAAAGGAGAAGACUUCAACUGUGUCAUCAGUUAUGGAAAGAUACCAAAGACAUGGAUCACAUUAAGGAAAGUGCAGCACUCAUCUCAAAAUUAGUUGGAUUCGAAGCACAAAACGAAGUCCCAAAAGAGAUGUUUGAACUCAACUUCUCACCAGGGCCAAAAAAUCUCAGGUCUUUCAGCUGGAAACCAAGAAAAGCCUAAUGUGAUCUUCUAAAGCAAAAGAUUUAAGGAUUAUUUGAAGCAUUGUAGUAGCUUCAAAAUGAAUUGACCCCCCCCCC
Solanum tuberosum (potato) is the source of this 3405-nucleotide messenger RNA. RefSeq names its product kinesin-like protein NACK2. Gene Ontology annotation, biological process: microtubule-based movement. Lineage: Eukaryota; Viridiplantae; Streptophyta; Magnoliopsida; Solanales; Solanaceae. Bases 554 to 3328 code for a protein of 924 amino acids. The transcript is spliced from 14 exons. The record is from RefSeq and is a predicted model, not a curated record. Gene Ontology annotation, molecular function: microtubule motor activity; ATP binding; microtubule binding.